AUGGAUAUAAUGGAAUUUAAAGACGUAAAAUCCACUCCUGAUAUAAUACACACUUACCCGUCAUCAAUAAAAAACAACUCAACACCUCUCGUAGUAGACAACGGAUCUUAUUUAUCAAGAGUAGGAUGGUCAGUUAACGAGACGCCUUUACUCCAAUUCAAAAACCUCAUAGCGAAGCCUCGUAAAGAGCGAUUGAAGAAAGACAACGUGGAAAUCGUACAAGUUCCCCAAUUGCAAAUAGGCAACGACAUCGUCAACAUAGAAACGAUGAGGUUCCAGUUAAAAACGCAAUUCGACAGAAACGUAGUGACGCAUUUCGAAGCCCAGGAACAUCUGUUCGAUUACAUGUUCACCCAUUUGGGCAUCGAUACUGAAAACUCCGUUAACCACCCGUUGGUGUUAACAGAAGCAUUGUUAAAUCCAAAUACUUCUAGACAAUUAAUGUCUGAGCUACUGUUUGAGUGCUAUGGAGUACCCGGUGUAGCGUACGGGGUGGAUGCCUUAUUUUCGCAUCAUUUCGCUCGACCGAAACCCUUAGAAAACGCUUUAAUCAUCAACUUGGGCUACCAAACGUGCCACGUAAUCCCUGUAAUAAACAACAAGACGCUAUUCGAAAACACCAGAAGAUUAAACAUCGGCGGAUGGAGUGUCAUAACAUUCCUACACAGAAUAUUACAACUCAAAUAUCCAGCACACACUGCUUCGAUAACUCUAAGCAGAGCAGAAGAACUCCUCCAUACAAUUUGCGCGAUCGCUGUCGAUUACAAGGAAGAGUUGAUGAAAUGGACCAACACCGACUACUACGAGGGGAACAUUAAAAAAAUUCAAUUACCUUAUAGCGCCGGAACUAACGCUCUUACACUGGAACAACAGAAAGAACGCAAACGCGAAUUGGCGAGGCGUCUGACCGAAAUCAACGCGAGGAAGCGCGAAGAAAGGCUGGCCGAAGACCAGGAGAAGCUGAGGCAGCUGCUGGAGGUGCAGGAUCUCGUCGAAUUCGGCGGGGAAAAGGAGGAAAUCGAGCACAUACUCGGCGAGUUCGAGUUGAAGAGCGUGCAGGACCUGCAAAAGGCGCUCACGAAUCUCAAUCUGCGAAUAGAGAAGACCAAGCAGAAAAUCCUGGCUGCCAGUAACAUCGAAGAGGCCGAAGAGCCGCCCGUGAAGCAGGCCAAAUAUUCCAAAAUGGUGUUCGAGAACGAUACGGCUUUGCAUUCGUUUUUGGAUAACGUGAAGAAAAUGAGACAAGAAAUUAUAACCAGAAAGCUAGUCAGGAAACAAAGAAAACAGGACAUAUUCAAGCGAAGGACAGCAGCCGGACAGGAGAGAAUGCGAAUCAUUUCCCAAUUAGCGCGAAAAGAAAAAGGAAACGACGAUUUCGGGCUUCGAGACGAAGAUUGGGACAUUUACAAAACAAUCAGCAAGGAUGGUGGCGAUUCCGAUAGCGACGCUGAAAACGAAAAGCUAUUAGAAUUCGAAGAGAUCCUAAGGACCCACGAACCGUCGCAAUUCGAAGAAGGCGCGAAUUUGGUCGAAAUGCACCAACUACACAUCGGUAUCGAACGAUACAGAGCCCCCGAGCUCAUAUUCAAACCGUACAUGUCCGGAUCGCCGGAAGCCGGCCUUUCCGAAAUAAUCGGAUACGUUUUAUCGUUGUGCAAGCCCGAGGAGCAGCUGAAGCUGGCCGAAAACGUCAUCAUCACGGGCGGCCUGGCGAAUCUUCCGGGUCUAAGGGAACGAGUUUUGAAAGACUUGAUUUCCAUAAGGCCUUUUCAAUCGGACGUGAGAGUGAGCGUGAUGGAAAACAGCGCUCUAACCGCUUGGUACGGGGCGAGGGAAUUUGCCAAACGAGACGAUUUCGAGAAAUAUCUGUUAACUAAAAAGCUGUACGAAGACAUCGGGCACGAGUACUUCAAAGAGCACGUGGCCUCUAACUUGUACUUCCCCACGCCCAAGGAAGUGAUGAUCGAUGUAGAUUCGUAA
This is a messenger RNA of Phyllotreta striolata, 1980 nucleotides long. NCBI's taxonomy places the organism in Eukaryota, Metazoa, Arthropoda, Insecta, Coleoptera, Chrysomelidae. The record is from the annotation of a GenBank genome assembly.